Messenger RNA from Glycine soja, 1151 nucleotides. RefSeq names its product metacaspase-9. Bases 87 to 1055 code for a protein of 322 amino acids. The record is from RefSeq and is a predicted model, not a curated record. Gene Ontology annotation, biological process: proteolysis. NCBI's taxonomy places the organism in Eukaryota, Viridiplantae, Streptophyta, Magnoliopsida, Fabales, Fabaceae. The transcript has 2 exons. Gene Ontology annotation, molecular function: cysteine-type endopeptidase activity.
UGGAGGAGAUUGAACAAUGAGCAAUUAAUCAAUCACAUUAAGAAAUUAACUUGCUUUCAUAGUUUUCACAUAUUUGAAGUGACAUCAUGAAUAUGGAGGGGCAGAAGAAAAACAAGAGGGUGGCUGUUUUGGUGGGUUGCAAUUACCCCAACACUAGCAAUGAAUUGCAUGGUUGCAUAAACGAUGUGUUGGCAAUGAAGGACACGCUGGAGAAGCGCUUUGGGUUUGAUCCCUCUAACAUUGAGCUUCUCACUGAUGCACCUCACUCUUCUAAUAAAUUGCCCACUGGUGCUAAUAUUAAGGAGGCACUGGCUAACAUGGUUGAUGGAGCUGAAGCUGGGGAUGUGCUCUAUUUUCACUAUAGUGGACAUGGAACAAGGAUCCCUUCCAAGAAACAUGGCCACCCCUUCCGCCAUGAGGAAGCCAUUGUGCCUUGUGACUUCAAUCUCAUCACUGAUUUGGACUUGCGGCAACUAGUGAACCGGGUGCCAAAGGGUGCAAGCCUCACAAUCCUCUCAGACUCAUGCCACAGUGGAGGCCUAAUAGACAAAGAGAAAGAACAAAUAGGACCAUCCUCAUCAACUGAAAAAGAUUCCACAUCAAAACCAAGUUGCAGCACCCCAAAGGCAAUCCCAUUUGAGUCCAUAAUGCAGCAACUCUCAUGGCUAACAAAAGUGAACACAACAGACAUUGGCACCCAUCUGCUGGAGCUCUUUGGCUCAGAGGCCAGCCUGAGGUUCCGGAUUCCGGCGCCGGACCUCGAUCUGCUGGAGCCACUGAGGCCUGAUGAGGGGAUUCUGCUGAGUGGCUGCCAGGCUGAUGAGACCUCUGCUGACAUGAACCCCAAUGUGGCCUGCGGCCAGAAGGCGUAUGGAGCCUUCAGCAAUGCGGUUGAGAUGGUGCUGAGGGAGAAUUCGCCUCUGCUAAGCAAUAGAGACCUUGUCAUAAGGGCAAGGAAGAAGUUGGAGACUCAAGGGUUUCAGCAGCAUCCUUGCCUCUAUUGCAGUGAUGAGAAUGCUAAUGCUAGUUUCUUGUGUGAGAUGUUUAAUACAUAGUUUGAAUCAAGAAUAUCGACUGUCACAACUUGUUAAUUAUAUUGUUCUAUGAAUUUUAUGGGGAAUAAGUGGAAAAUCUUUUAUCAUGUAUUAUUA